CACGUGCGUACACAUACACCAACUCUACAGGAGUGUGAAUCCUUUCACGACCUAUCUAUACCAAUAUAUUAUUUGAACUAACCCUGCAUUUGUAAUACAAUAAAACUAUUCCCUACAAACCUCACUAAUCCCAUCAUCCCCGUCCAACCUCUCCGACCCUGUGAAACAACCUCUCUACAUCAUACAUUUCACAAAAUAAUAAUACAUGUUCAACCGCUUCAACAACUGUCCCCUGAUUGGUGGAAACGUUGCAACUAUCCCGCGAGUUUUAAAUUGAUUGACAGCUCUUGAGCACUGGUCGACGUUCGUCUUCGUUCGAAGUCCACUCAAUGAAAAGUCCAUCGUGAAGACAGAUGCUCGACGGUGAAAAAAGUCAAGAUGUCAGUGGUUCAGAUGGUGAAGAUCGUGGGUCUGGGGGCUGUGGCCCUCACUCUCAGUGUGGAGUGGUUGGACUGGCUCUUCUGUCGCCUCUGGCCCCGUAAAAUAUCCAGAGGGCCCCUGAAAGAAGUGUUCUUUUUCCCUACAGAGGUCGCCUGCACGGAGCGUCUCUUCACUCCUGACUCACCAUUCCCCUGCCCCUGUCCCUUACCCCACAACGUCAACACCUCCUUCACCCGUCUCCUGAGCCACAUCCUGUCUGCCUCCUCCUCCUUGGACCUGUGUGUGUUCGCCUUCACCAACCUGGACCUGAGCCGGGCUGUGCUGGCCCUACACACCAGGGGCAUCCCCAUCCGUAUCCUCACUGACAUGGACUACACCCUCAUCACCGGCUCCCAGAUAGGGGCCAUCCGCAGAGCAGGCAUCUGUGUGAGGUGUGACUCCGGCGCCGUCCACAUGCACCACAAGUUUGCCGUGGUGGACAGCCGGCGCCUAAUUACCGGCUCCCUGAACUGGACCCUGACAGCCAUCCAGAGCAACAAGGAGAACAUACUGGUCACGGAGGAACCAGACCUAGUCCUGCCCUUCAUCACGGAGUUCAAGAGGCUCUGGGAUGUCAAUGACCCGGCUAGGAGACACCUGCCGUCCAUCGCUGAGAAAACUGCUAGUUUAGUACUAUAGAGAGACUGACAGAAACAAACAUGGCUGAAAUGUUUGUAUGGUGCAGUAGCUAGUGGUUA
This is a messenger RNA of Salmo salar (Atlantic salmon), 1118 nucleotides long. RefSeq names its product mitochondrial cardiolipin hydrolase-like. Gene Ontology annotation, cellular component: mitochondrion. NCBI's taxonomy places the organism in Eukaryota, Metazoa, Chordata, Actinopteri, Salmoniformes, Salmonidae. Gene Ontology annotation, biological process: piRNA processing. The record is from RefSeq and is a predicted model, not a curated record. Gene Ontology annotation, molecular function: RNA endonuclease activity producing 5'-phosphomonoesters, hydrolytic mechanism.